Molecule: messenger RNA, 1631 nt
Organism: Phyllostomus discolor (pale spear-nosed bat)
Lineage: Eukaryota; Metazoa; Chordata; Mammalia; Chiroptera; Phyllostomidae
Gene: RRP15
Product: ribosomal RNA processing 15 homolog
Exons: 5
Coding region: 37-867 (276 amino acids)
Biological process (GO): maturation of 5.8S rRNA; maturation of LSU-rRNA
Cellular component (GO): preribosome, large subunit precursor
Source: RefSeq, a predicted model, not a curated record
GACGCAAUACUCCAGGGACGCUUCCGGUGCGGAAACAUGGCCGCGGCCGUGCAGGACUCACGUGGGAGUGCGGGGAGAAAGUUGAAAAAUUCCCUAAAGAAGAAGAAGAAGAAGAAAAUGGUAGCCAAGGCUGUAGCAUUGGAGCUGGAGGGCGAGAACAAAGACCCUGACGGCCUUGGAGGGUCUCCAGGAAGGCGAGCCUCCGACGAGGAAGCGGUGGAGGCUGACAAUGAAGACGAGGCCGGCCCCGGGGACAGUGACGGCGAAGACGCCCGCGGGGACGCCAACGCGGGCUGGGCAGACGCCAUGGCUAAGAUCCUGAGCAAGAAGACGCCAGCGAGCAAGCCCACCAUUCUGGUCAGAAGCCGAGAGCUGGAGAAGGAGAAGGAGAAGCUGAAGCAGGAGAGGCUGGAGAGGAGGAAGCAGCUGGACAGGAAGCGGGAGUGGGAGAUGCUGUGCCGCGUCAAGCCCGACGUUGUCAAGGACAAGGAGACGGAGCGGAACCUGCAGAGGAUUGCCACCAGGGGCGUCGUGCAGCUGUUCAAUGCUGUUCAGAAGCACCAGAAGAACGUGGACGAGAAGGUGAAGGAAGCCGGAGGUUCCGAGAGGAAGCGCGCCAAGCUGAUCUCUACGGUGUCCAAGAGGGACUUCAUCAGUGUGCUCAGGGGCAUGGACGGCGGUGCGCACGAGCCCGGCGCCGCGGGAAGGGGUGCGAAGGCCCGACAGACCGAGGCGAAAGAAGAGGGCCCCGGCUGGACCAUCCUGCGCGACGACUUCAUGAUGGGGGCGUCCAUGAAGGACUGGGACAAGGAGAGUGACGGCCCGGACGGCGGCAGCCCGGGGCCGGGCAGUGACGCCGACGCGUGAGGCCGGGUGUGCGGGAGGCGGAGCGCACAGCCACGUUAUGUCUCCGGGAGGAACACCCCGUGCCCCGGAGGGGGAGGGGCGUGCGAGGACCCCGUUCGGGAGCCAGCCAGCAGAGGACCUUCCCGCGACCAGCUCUGCGGUGUCCCCUCUUCACCGGAGCUUUGCCAGAGCCGUGUCUUCAGACUCGCGUGCUUGUAAGCCUUGCAUCUGCGUGUCGAGCGAGACACACACUUGGCCACGGUUGUCAUGGGUUUACGUGCUGGCCGUGGGUGUUUGGUGUUUUGUUUCAUUGUUGCCAGUGUUCUAGAAAGACAACAUCCUUUAUCAUUAAAUUGAGCUCCUUGAAGCUCAAGUAUUCAGCUUACAGCCCUGUGAGUGUGUACUUCCAGUCUGGGGGGAGGUUUGGGCUUGGUUUUGGUGACAGCUUUAGAGAAAACUUGUGCAGUGAAGUUUAAAAUGAUGAUACUUCUGAUUUGGGGUGAUAAUUUUAUUUCCUAAGACAUUCUGGCACAUACGAUGUACAAGACGUUAAAUCUCUACUUUCACAUUACAUUUUAUACACUGCACAUAAGUAAUGACCGACAGUUUCCGCGCUGGCAUGUUCUCGCCCGAGAGGUUGGCUGAGGUCUCCCCUUCCACCGACGCCAGGAGGCGCGCUUUCCAGGGAAGCUCGCGGGACGUGUUUCAGUCCCUCGUCUCUGUGGGUACUGACGUCAUCCUCUUCCGUUCUCUCUCGUGGUCGUGCUCGAGUAGCUGGCGGGCAG